AUGAAUCUCACGAAAGUUAGACCUUUUAUAACAUCGGCAGCCUUAGUUCAGACGGUCCAUAUCAACGGUAGUUCGACGUAUAAGGAGAUUCCACGUGGCGUAUAUUACACCGGUCACGUGACGUCCGAUCCAGGGUCACUGGUUGCUAUAAAUGAGAACAACGGUUUGGCAGGGAUGAUUCGGACUCUCAACGACACAUUUUAUAUAAACCCACUUCCGUCCCACGUUAUUAGAAGCAUUAAGUUCAAUGCUGGACAACCUCACGUCAUCUAUCGACGAUCAAUUGAAGAUCUUUCGUCCACUUACCAUAUUUCAGAAGAUGGUGAACAUCGCAUUAAAAGAGCGAAGCCAAACCGGCACCGAAGGCAAAAACGUGAUGCCCCACAUAAAUACUUGGAAAUGGCCUUAGUAGCAGACAACUUUGCGAUUUCAGCUUACGGUGAAGACGAGAUGACUUUUCACUUACUGGCAAUCGCUCACAUUUCUGCAUGUAAGCCAGUCAGACAUUUUUACUUUUUUCUGAGUCAGUUUGGAUAUGAUUCAAGUUCAUCGAGAACAGAGCGUAUCAAGGCAAUGGAGUCCUGGGCGAAAGAAAAUUUUCCACAUUCAGACAGCGAUCCUGAUCAUGCUGAUGCCGUCGUUCUCAUUACAAGAAGGAGCUCUGGAGGGAUUGCCAGCUUAGGAUCCACUUGCAGAGAUGUCUUUGGCGCUGCUCUUUCUAACGACAUUGGUCUUGGAAGCGCUUUAGUCCUGACUCAUGAACUCGCUCAUACGAUGGGCGUUGGGCAUGAUGGUUCCUCCAGCGGCUGUGCGAAUCAUAUCAAUUUAAUGGCAUCGACAAUACCAAUCGGACCUGGAUCCAUGAAAUGGUCUGCGUGUAGCCGGGAACGUUUUCAGGACUUCUUGAGCCAGAGAUCAAACUGCCUAGAUGACAUCCCCCCAAUAUCUGAAGUUAUACAAGAUGCAAAAGAGUUUUACGGCAAACUUCCAGGACAAGUCAUUAAUAGAGAUGAACAGUGCGAGAUGGCUUUCGGCGGCCGCUUCUACGCAUGCCCGCAACGCUUGACGUCUUGUCAAGCAUUGGGAUGUACGGAAGAUGGCCAGAAGUGUUAUUUCUCUCCGACAUCUCCUGUUGAUGGAACCAGAUGUGGAGAUAGACACUGGUGUAUAAAUGGUCAAUGUACAGACGAUGGAUCACGCGUUAUCAAUGGUCGCUGGAGCAACUGGUCAGUGUUUACAAAGUGUACCCGACCCUGUGGUGGAGGUGUUCAGUCUAGGACAAGAACUUGCACGAAUCCAGUACCAAAGAAUGGUGGAAAGAAUUGUAUAGGCCCAGCUGAAGGGCACUGGAGAAUCUGCAACCCAAAGCCAUGUCCUGCUGGUUCAAAGUCCUUUCGUCAACUCCAGUGCGAAGAGAUUGAUCCCGACUAUUCAGAAUAUCUCACCUCAGAUGAGUGCUUAUUAACUUGCCGUAAGGGAAAGUUUGCUUAUCCUCAACAUCGACCCGUGAAGGAUGGGACAAGGUGUACCAAUGAUCCCACAAUUAAAGACAUCUGUAUCCAGGGAAAGUGCAGAGUAAGAUGAUUUACGAUAUUUUUUUGUCUCUUUUUCCUUCUGUCUUAAAUAUAGGUUGAGUUUUGGCGCACAGUCUGGGACAAACUUUUUACCUCAGAAGUUCUCGCUGUGGUGAAAAGGCGCAACAAUAUGUCAUCAGCACAAUACAGUUUGGUCAUUUUAACACUGAAUUGCUGGGUCAAACAGAAAUUGUUAAUUGAAAAGGUUUUUCUAGUUUUAUUAGCACCACAAGAAGUAUUUUGGGAUGUCACGAGAAGUGAAAUUACCCUUUCAAAGGCGAAAGA
Molecule: messenger RNA, 1859 nt
Organism: Orbicella faveolata
Lineage: Eukaryota; Metazoa; Cnidaria; Anthozoa; Scleractinia; Merulinidae
Product: A disintegrin and metalloproteinase with thrombospondin motifs 6-like
Biological process (GO): proteolysis; extracellular matrix organization
Cellular component (GO): extracellular matrix
Molecular function (GO): metalloendopeptidase activity
Source: RefSeq, a predicted model, not a curated record